Pelobates cultripes (western spadefoot toad) is the source of this 8108-nucleotide messenger RNA. Lineage: Eukaryota; Metazoa; Chordata; Amphibia; Anura; Pelobatidae. The record is from the annotation of a GenBank genome assembly.
AUGGGGGCUGUUUGGGGCCGACGAAUGGCUGGUGUGGAAGAUAUUGAUAUCCAGGCAAAUUCUGCAUAUCGUUACCCUCCUAAAUCAGGUAGGUGUAUUUAUUUGUUUGGAUACAACUGCAUUUCAGAAUUGAGUGACGCAGUGAAACCUUUAAUGUAGAAAUGAACUAGCAACGGACAUGGCUAUGCAGAUAAAGCUGGUUUAUUAGACACAGUGAAAAUAAAAAUGAAUUAUGACUUUUUAUUGGUAAAUGACUUUUUAACCUUUUGGAUGUCCUUUGGCCCAGCGUAAGCCUUCUGAUCCAUUUUGUCUUCCAGGAAACUAUUUUGCUAGCCACUUUUUCAUGGGGGGAGAAAAGUUUGAGACCCCACACCCAGAAGGCUAUCUUUUUGGCGAGAACACUGACCUGAACUUCCUGGGGAACCGGCCAGUGCAGGUACUUGGGAUAAUGCUUACCUGGGGUGUGCCAUCUGCAAUUCAAUAUACCAUUUUAUAGGUUUCACAACUGCAGGCGCUUGAGCCCAUGAGAUGCUGGUUUAAUCUCCCAUCUUCUCUUAUAAGGUUUUUGUAAAACCACUGCAGAGAAGUGAUGACCGAUCACAUUGCAUGCUGAAUGCUCCUUACAAUUUUCAUUUAAAGGGCUACACCAGGUUGAGAUUGAUACAAUUUUAAGGCAUUCUAAAUUAAAUUAUAUAUACAGAAUCAUUUCAGCAUAGAAGUGUCUGCAUAUUCUGCAAAUUGCUAGGAUUUGCAGUGAACUCUAACCACACCUGGAAAUAGCUGAAUUAUUUCAGCCAAUCCUAUUGCUCACCUAACUUUCUGUAGGAUUGCGAAGGAUAUGCCAUAAACCUGUCCCUCUGCAGUUUGUGGGAUAAGUGCUUUAUAGUCUGCAUCGGUUUCAUGAAAAGAUACAAGGGAAAUAUCUGCUCAGUGUAACCAAUCAGCAGUGGGACUUUUGGUCCAUAGGUUUCUAGAGCCUCUUGUUGUUUCAAUGCUUUAAUGUGUUUACUACUUGUACACCUUUACCUGCAGUUCCCCUAUCUGACUCCAGCCCCCCACGAGCCUGUGAAAACUCUGCGAAGUCUGGUGAAUAUUCGCAAGGAUUCCCUGCGUCUAAUCAGGUAAAAACCAAUAUGCUGCCAUGGAAACCUUGGUUCAUUGCAGGACCUGCUGUCUAAGGAUACUUUUGUAUGUGUUUGCAGGUACAAAGAUGGCGUUGACAGCCCCCUGGAAGAUGGAGGGAAGCCACGGGUGCUGUAUGGACUAGAAUUCACAUUUGACGCAGACGCUCGUGUAGCUAUAACCGUGUACUGCCAAGCCAGUGAGGAGUUUGUUGGAGGCACGGCAGUGUAAGUCAUGGGGUGGCUUCCAUAUGCAGUGCAUCAUGGGUAGCAGGAUCGGGUGAUAUUGUCUCCUGGUUUCUGAGAGUUGGAUGUUGUGUCGGAUUAAUGUGAAAGAUGUAAAUGCUGCUGAGUUUUAGCUACUUAAGUGUAAUUAUACUCAAUAAAUCUAUGGAACGUUAUAUAUACUUAUAAAGCAUCCUGAUUUAUUUCUAUUCACAUGGAUAAUUUUUCUUUUCACUCUUUGCAUGUGUUGACCUCUAUAUGGUACAUGUCUGUGGCUGAAGUCAUAACUGAAUUUUUAGAAAUCUCUUAUUUUUUUUCCUGCUGGGAGACCUUCUAAACGGCACUAAAUUCAUUACAUGGAAUAUUGUAUUUUGCAGACUUUGUAGUUUAUUCACUAAUCCGCUAAUGAUGGUGUAUUGAAAACUGAAUCGCUAAAAUAACCAGCUUAUUGCUUGUAUCCUUUCUUGCUGCAGGUACAGCCCCCGCAGCGCCGCUCUGCAGUCCCAGACUGUGUAUUAUAAGAGAGGACUAAACCAGCAAUUUUCUCUCCCAGCAUUCAAGAUAGAUUUCAGUGACUGGAAGGAUGAAGAGGUAGGUAGUGCAGAUCAGUACAUGCUAUAGGAUCUGUCCACUAUCCGUUGGCUAAAGAUCAGUUCGUACUAUAUCAUAUCUGCCCUACCUUCUGAUUGCAGCAGAAUAGUAUGUGCCAUGUCUCCUGCCUCCUGAUUGAUCAUUUAACCAUCUCAUCCACAAACGUAUAAUUCUGCUAACAUUAUCUCCACGUAUGUCUGGCAUUGAAGUAAAGAAAAACUUAGUUAAAGGAACAUUUCAAGCACCAUAACCACUACAGUACGUGGGUAUGUGCCAGAAAUGCCGUGGUGCCCUCUCAGUGUAAGUAAUCAAACUGCUUGCAAAUAGUUUGACACAUUACUUGAGGCCUGCUGGUCACCAUUUAACUCCUUCAGGAGGGCUGGAAGCUCUCCGCAUUGAUCUAGCAAACUAUUUAACUAUUUGGCACCAUUCUUACAGCGCAGUCUAGUAGUUCUAGUCCUUCGAGUGUUCCUUUUAAAUUGGACUAGCAGGUUUAUUUUGAUGGUUGUGGGCAAAGUAUGUGUCUGUCUGUCAUCUUUGGGUUAACAUUUAAUUCUUUAUAUAUAUAUAUAUAUAUAUAUAUAUAUAUAUAUAUAUAUAUAUAUAUAUAUAUAUAUAUAUAUAUAUAUAUAUAUAUAUAUAUAUAUAUUUUAAAAAAAUUCUCUCUCUCUUUUUUUUUUUUCCCCCCUUCAGCUGAACCUUGACCUGGAUAAAUGCACCAUACCUCUAGUCAUUCAUGCGGUUGUGUCCGAGGGAGGAGGUAUGUUAAGAACUGUAUAUAAUGCUCCAUGUUCAGAUCGAUGGUCCUGUGUUUAGUAGAGUCACACGUGACAAUGUGGCAAAUCUGGAUCUCUGACUUCCAAACAUUUUGCUGACUCUUCGGAUGUUGCAACUUGUUUUCUCAUGCCGCUGUUCCCUCUGCUUGUGUCUAUAGAUGGCUCCGGUCAUGCUCAUGUGCUGUUGGCUGCAUUUGAGAAGGUAAGAUCCGCUUUUUUUUAAAAAAAAAUUUAUUUUGUAAAGUGGAGAGUCGUCCUAGGUGUUUUAUCCAACACUGUUCUAUAUAUUACUCCAGGACGUUUGAUUAUUUAUUUUAUUUUUUUUAACAUUUUAUCUUAUGUUUAUUUUCCUCUUUUUGCAGCAUGUGGAUGGCAGUUUCUCAGUGAAGCCUUUAAAGCAAAAACAGAUUGUAAGUAUUUAGCUGAUGCUGCACACAAUCUGUCCUAUCUGUGUAACGUUUCUGCACAGUGGAAAACAACUAUUAUUUGAUGCUGUAAUGGGACGUGGGAGUGAUGAGAUUGUGUUGUGUAUCUCACAGGUGGAUCGAGUCAGUUACCUCUUACAAGAAAUCUACGGCAUUGAGAACAAGAACAACCAAGAAACAAAGGUAAGAAAACCAUGCUUUCUCUGCAUGCGCCGCACUGCCUCUGCUCGUCUAGCAUAUUUUAGCUGCUUGUAUUUUCUUUUCUCUGUAGCCCUCUGAGGACGAAAACAGUGAUAAUAGCAAUGAAUGUGUGGUUUGUCUCUCUGACCUAAGGGAUACGCUGAUCUUACCAUGUAGACAUCUGUGUCUGUGUAACUCAUGUGCAGACACCCUGCGUUACCAGGCCAACAACUGCCCCAUCUGCAGGCUGCGUGAGUACUGCUAUUAAAUUUGUGUGCUGUGAGAUGUGAGUUAAAUGCCACCGUCUAUAAACCCUGUAAGAGUAGUCGGAAAAGAAAAAGGGGUUGAAGGGCUGCGCUAUUUUAAAGGAGAUGAUAAAUAAUAAAUAUUAAAAUAGUCUCAAUAUAAAAAUAGUCUUUUAUAAAUAAAAUAAAUAAAUAAAACAGAGUCCAUCCAACAGUAGAGAUCAAAUGAUAAAAUGUCCAAUAAAAUGUAUAAAAAAACUUCUCACUGAUAUGUGGAUAGGCCGUGUAUACAGUCCUCAGGGGUUAAUCCAUCCGAGUUUUAGGUAAUCCGUAUAUGUGGAAAUAAAAAGCACAACAAGCUUCCAAUGGUAUAGUAUUGUAAUGAGAGAGUAAGCGAAAAAGGAAAAAUGGAGGAUAAUACACUCACAUUUGUUGGAACUUUGGACCAGCUCUUGGAUGAAGGGCACUUAGCGGUAUAAUCCCCGCUAAAGGAUAUGCUGUGGAAAUGGGUCUGUCCGUCCGACUUGGGUUCCGUAGUAUUCCGCAGGAUAUAUAAAAACAGUAAUAGUGCUUUCAGUUGGAAGAGAUAAAAGAAUAUUAAAAUAAAAUAAAAUAUACUCACAAUGAUAGAGCAGGAAAUACUGCUCUAUAGGAACAGGGCUGGUGGAAUAAUCCCCACUUUUGGAUUGCUUUAAGCAGGAUACAAUAAAAUGCCAGGAAAAAUAAAUGAAUAAAAAAUGUGUUUGUACAAUAAAACAAGAUUGGUCCUAUAAAUAAGGGUACCAAAUAAAAGUUUUUAUUGUUAAAAUACACAGUAUAACCAUUUGACGCGUUUCACCUCAUGGGCUUUAUCAAAAAUGGCUAAAGUCUUUAGCCAUUUUUGAUAAAGCCCAUGAGGUGAAACGCGUCAAAUGGUUUUAUACUGUGUAUUUUAACAAUAAAAACUUUUAUUUGCGGGGGCGGAGCCAGCAGCCGGACGUGUCUCUCGGGAGCUCCGUUCAAGCUGGGGAAAAACAAGCUGUUCCUGCCCAAUUUCCCCUACCACACCAGCCCUACCAACUUCGUAAGACGAUGGGGCGCAAAAGCAAAAAAUACCGGACGGAAAAACACCCCAAUACCGCCGAUAUCCAUCAGUGAGAAGUUUUUUAUACAUUUUAUUGGACAUUUUAUCAUUUGAUCUCUACUGUUGGAUGGACUCUGUUUUAUUUAUAAAAGACUAUUUUUAUAUACUGAGACUAUUUUACUAUUUUAAUAUUUAUUUAUCAUCUCCUUUAAAAUAGUGCAGCCCUUCACCCCCUAUUUCUUUUCCGAUAUCUCUCUAAGGGUUCUUGAGGGAUUCCCUUUUUAGGGUUGCAGCUUAUAUUUCUUUUUUCGUGAAUAUGAUUUUUAUUCAUUUUGUGUAUUUAAAUUUGCGGUGAGACGCGCAGGUCUCCAUUGCAUGUUAUUAUAAAAGGUAACAAAUUAGGCUCGCAGGCCCCAUCACAGAAGGACUCGCAGGUCCCCAUUUUCUGGUAUUUACAUUUGUUUGGGACUAUAAAUUAAGUAACGUUUUCAUGAACUGAGUGAACAUAAUGCUUUGUAAUCGUCCUUGAACCAGAUUAAUCAGUCUUUGAUUAGGUGUCAGUGUUUGUAGGCCACCCCUAUGGUCCCUGUCCACGGCGUCUCAUCGGGCCCUGUGUCCUUAGCUAUGUGUCAUCGACCGUGGUGGGCUUGUGUUUACCCCCGUUAUUACUAUCGGUGUUUCCCGUGUUUAACCAGGGGAAUGGUGGUAUUGCGGGUAAAGGGUACCCUUACCUUGGGCGUGUGGAUACUGCAUUAGCCGUGUCAAUGCUGGGCUUGUGCAGCUUAUAUUUCUGUUACUUAGUGCAGACUCCUCCCCCUUUCUUUUCCUGUAAGAGUAGUGUCUGUGUGUCUGUAAAGUUAUGCUUCAAUGUAAGUAUAAAACGUUUAAUACUGCAGACGUUUUGAAUGUGUGGUGGAUCACUAAUGUAUGCACGGAGAGAGAGGCUGCCUGCAUGAGAAGAAGGAGAAUCCGUUGUGUGACACAUUGUAUUGUCUUGUGCAGCGUUUCGGGCCCUCCUGCAGAUCCGGGCCGUUCAGAGGAAGCCAGGUCCUCUGCCUCCAAUUUCUUUCAGCCCAGUUCUAGCUCAGAGCCUGGAUCAUGAUGACAAUUCUGUGAGUAUUCCCGGAGUAGCAGCAGUAAAGGAGGGCUUCAACCAAAUAUAUUAUUAAACAUUCUUGUUUUCAGGGUGCUGACAACCUGCCUCCGGGAUUCGAACCCAUCUCGUUGUUGGAGGCCCUCAAUGGGCUACGUUCUCCACCUCCUACUGCCCCACUAUAUGAGGAGAUUCCCUAUAAUGAGGGGCUUCCUGUCCGUGGACCCGCAGACAAUUCUGCACACAAAAGCAAGCAUGUAAAGUCCCCUGACAGGUGAGACCAUCCAUAUUGGGUUUUAUUUUCAGAGCUGCUUUUCUUCCCAUUGGCCUUGGAUAUGUCUAAUGAUACUGUUUCUCCCACUGUUAGUGCUCUACGCUCACCCUCUUCUCCCAUCCAUGAAGAAGAUGAGGAAACGUCGACCACUUCUGACAGUGAUAGACCUGCUCUCCUCGGAUCCCUCAGCAGAGACCCUUUACACACUGAGGUGAAUAUCACUCCUUGGUUAGAGCCGGGAUUCAGACUGUAUCUCUGGCCAUUGAUCUAAAAUCUGUUUGUCUCCAUAGGCUCUCUCACCUACUGGCACCCCAGAGAUUGUGUCCACUCAUCAAGGUGAGUGACUGGUGCCUGAGAGCGGAUUAGCCCCAGUGUGUUAUCAGUUCUAUGUUUUUAUACUUUAUUCCUUUCAUUGAUGGUCUGUAUUUAAUUAUCCACUAUUAAUAGCCUUAUCUGUCCCUUUGUGACAUCAUCAUAGGCCCUGUGCAAACCAUUGCAAUUACACUAACCUGUGCAAUAUUUCUUAAAAAGAAGAAGCUAUGGGUAAAGCUGUUGCUGCCUCCUGGGAGCUUGCUAUAGCUGCUUGUACAAACAGAGUACCAUGAAACCAUGUAGCCACGGUGGGGAGUUUGCGGUUAAUAUCUGCCUUGAUAACGCUCUCCUGAGGAAGCUGCUAGACACGAGCCGUUUCAAGACAUCCUCACCUUCUCAUGGGGGCUCUUUGAGCCCAGACCUAGGCAGACAGAGAGAAGAAUUAACGACUGAGAUCAUCUUCUGAAGCCCAGGAGUGGGUUUAACAAUUCUUAGACCAGAUGAAAAUGAUUUUGUUUCUCCUUUCAUUGUUCAGUAAUGAAUAGUUUAUACUGAAUCUUAUUCACUUCUGAACUUGUUACACAAAAUCUGUUUCAUUUUUGUAACAUGGGUGACGUGUUGCUCAGAUUGAUAUAAAUUCCUAGGGCUUCACUGAUUUUAAAAAAGUUGCCUUUAAUGUAUUUUUACUGCUUGAGAUGAUUUAUGGCGGUGUUCGGGUAAAACAGGACUAAUCUCUUGGCAAAUGUUUUCUAUAUAAACCUCCCCCAUUGGACUCUAUAGUUUCAUGUUUAUUAGACUAGUUGUCCUGUAGGCAUGAUGUGUGCAUGUUCAAGCUGUCAUAUUACGUGGAUCUACCUCCUUGCCUGGUAUUUGCCUGCUCACUGCCAAGUCACUCCUUUUAUUUCAUUCUUAUUAAUAAAACUUGGUUGCUUUAAGUUCUAGUUGCUCACUUGAGACGUUUUAUCUUUUUUUUUUUUUUUCUUUUCUUUCUCUCACCGUCUCUAGGUUCCCGAUCACAGCCUCAAAACGAUGUCCACAAGGAAUUUUCCGACCCCUUACAGAUGAAGGAGGAAGAGACAACAGAUGUCACCGGUAAGUUCACACCUAAUUAUUCAUUUCUAGGUGAUCUCAGUGGCUAAUGCAGUCAGGAUUAUUCCUUAAAGAGAAAAUUCAAGGUGAAUUCAAAGUGAGUUUCAAAUGUAAGACCAGAGUAACCAAACUGGAAGCCAAUCUAGCUUAAAUCAUUUUUUUCUCGUUUGGCUGUUUUUCCCUUAAAGGGAAACUAGUGCUAGGAAUACAAAGUUAUAUUCCUAGCACUAUAGUACCCUCUGGCCAUCUAUACCCCCUAGUCUCCCUGGUAGACAGCCAGUAACUGCAGUAAUUAUCAUUGUAGGGUUAAUGGGACAGUAACACUGCGCCCAGGCCACUUCAAUGAGCUGAAGUGACCCUUGAAAUUUACCUUGAAUUCUUACUUUUGUGAAUGAGUAUCCGUAUUGCUGUUUUAAUGUUUGAAUUCUCUUAUACCCCUAAGGGUCGGGGAUUUUGAUGAAUUCAGUGUAGUUACAUUAAAUCUUCUCUCCCGGGGUGAGCCUGGAGGUUGAAUUAAGCCCAUCUGAAAAUCCUUUCUUAACCAAAGCACAACUCCUAGUAGAACUGUUGCUUUGUGAAGAAAUCACAAUCUAGUUCUUUUCCUAUGAUAUCAGGCACAUUUAACCUCUUCUUAGCCAUGUUCUAAACUCUUUUACCUUCUCUCUCCCGGCAGCUUUGGGUCCUGACUCGUGCUCCAUUGGCAUUGAUGAGUGA